Fukomys damarensis (Damara mole-rat) is the source of this 708-nucleotide messenger RNA. RefSeq names its product C-C motif chemokine ligand 5 (gene Ccl5). The transcript has 3 exons. Gene Ontology annotation, biological process: cellular response to type II interferon; neutrophil chemotaxis; immune response. Gene Ontology annotation, cellular component: extracellular region. Gene Ontology annotation, molecular function: CCR chemokine receptor binding; chemokine activity. The coding region runs from base 46 to 321 and encodes 91 amino acids. The record is from RefSeq and is a predicted model, not a curated record. NCBI's taxonomy places the organism in Eukaryota, Metazoa, Chordata, Mammalia, Rodentia, Bathyergidae.
CGGAGACAGCAUCUGUGUCUGCCACAGCCCCUACCUGCAAGUACCAUGAAGGUCUCCGCAGCUGCCCUCUCUGUCAUCCUCACCGCUGCCGCCCUCUGCGCUCCUGCAUCUGCCUCCCCAUAUGCCUCGGACACCACUCCUUGCUGCUUUGCCUACAUCUCCCGGCCUCUGCCCCGCAACCACAUCGCGGAAUAUUUCUACACCAGCGGCAAGUGCUCCAGCUCAGCAGUUGUAUUUGUUACCCGAAAGAACCGCCAGGUGUGUGCCAACCCAGAGAAGAAGUGGGUUCGAGAGUACAUCAACUCUUUAGAGAUGAGCUAGGAGAGGGAGCAUCCCGAACCUGACGUGUAAACUCAGCUGUUGUGCCUCGCUCUAGUCUUAACCAGUUUAGGAAGCUUCUCAAUUGCUACUCCCAUUCAUCCUUGGGAGGCAUGGAUUCUACUACAAAGCAGCAGUGAUACAGCUUCUCCCACUUAAAGCCUAAAAGAGCUACUGUGGCCCUGCCUUAGCAAUGGGAAAUCUCUAGGCUCCCAGCUUCAGGCUUUUCACCUUUCCCACAGCUCUGGGACGAGGAAGGAAAUCAGCAUGCCGCUCAGGCCAAAGAAGCAAGACUGGACUCCCAUAAGAAUUUCCAGUGGCUAGUGUGCCCAUCUCCAGCCCUCACAGUGGCUGACUGGCCAACAUUAGACAUCAGCCUUUCAUUAAAAU